Molecule: messenger RNA, 1169 nt
Organism: Astrephomene gubernaculifera
Lineage: Eukaryota; Viridiplantae; Chlorophyta; Chlorophyceae; Chlamydomonadales; Astrephomenaceae
Source: the annotation of a GenBank genome assembly
GAUAUAGUUGCGCCGUUGUUGUAGCUUUAGGCUCCUCGAAUACCAGCAGAAAUGGCAGCCGAGUUCACCCCGGAGGAGUUGGCGUUGGCACAGCCGGAUCCGCCGGAGACAGUGGCGAUUGAGGCUUGGUACAUGGAUGACUCAACGGAGGACCAGCGCCUCCCGCACAGGCAGGAGCCCAACCAGCCCUGCUCGCUGGCCGCCCUGCGCGAGCUCGGUGUGCUGUACUGGAAGCUGGACGCCGACCGCCACGAAACCGACCCGCGCCUCGCAGCCAUCCGCAAAGUGUACAACUACUCGUUCAUGGAGAUCGUGAACAUCUCCCCCGCCACGCUGCCCGGCUACGAUGACAAGAUCAAGAUGUUUUACGAGGAGCACAUCCAUGCAGACGACGAGAUUCGAUACGUGCUGGACGGCUCGGGCUACUUUGACGUCCGCGACUUCCAGGACCGCUGGAUCCGCAUCCGCUGCAACAAGGGUGACCUGAUUGUGCUGCCGGAGGGCAUCUACCACCGCUUCACAAUCGACACCAACAACUACACCAAGGCCAUGCGGUUGUUCGUGGGUGCCCCCGUGUGGACGCCGCACAACCGGCCGCAGGAGGCGCACCCCUCGCGAGCCAAAUACCUGGACAAGUUCGCCAAGCAGACGGCAGCAGCGGUGGUGGCGUGAGCUGGGCCUGAGCCUGAGGGGGGCUGAGGGGUGUGGGCCGCUGGGUGGGGCAGGCAGCGGCGUCCAGCGGGCAGGUGGAGUGGAGCGGGGCGAAGUGGGGUCAGGAGGCUAGUGGGCUGCGUAUGGCAGGAGUAGGUAGCUGGAGAGGCAAGGAGCGGGAGUGAUUCGGGAUUGGCAGCUGAAGGCCAGGGAAUGCAAUGUUUCUCAUUUAUGUAGUUUUAUACUCGGGAAGGCUGGCGCGUCUUUCUCUAUAAGUAAGGAGCGUCAUGGUCUAAGAUGGGUGCGGGUCUGGGUUGCGGACGUACGAGAUUUAGUACGAAGGGUUGAAGCCUGCCUGGCGGGCUGGGGCUACAGAAAAUAUUUAGCGGAGUUACUGCGUCGUAGCUUGAGGAUUCCGUAGCCUCGGGGUCAGCCUGGGUCAGUUGGGUAACACAUCUGAUCCUGGACCGGAAUCAUGCGCGCGCUGUGUAAGCGCACACCGAGGCCGUAUAGCAGGC